GAUGGAGCGAAACAUUAAACUUGGAUGUUUUGCUUGUCACCGAGUACCGGUGUUUACUGAAUUGUGGUUUGUUCUACAAGAUCACCAAGCCGUGAAAAUGAAUAAUUCUUGAAAUAUUUCGUAAAUAACGAUUCAGGCGUGUCGUUUACAGCGAGUUAUGAGUUCUUGCUGUACAAGAAAUCUACUUUCUGACCAAGCGUAAGUACACCCUAAUCCAAGAUGGCUGAAGCGGUCAAGGUUAUCGUGAGAUGUCGCCCUCUUAACGGGAGAGAGAAGAGUCUCAAAUGCAAGACAUGCGUCAAGAUGGACGGCAAGCGCGGAUACUGCGAGAUCCUCAAACCGAACUCCAAGGAUCCUUCCAAGUCGUUCACGUUUGAUGGGGCGUACUUUGUCGACUCAACGACGGAACAGAUCUACGGUGAUAUAGCCUAUCCGCUGGUCGAUGGUGUGUUGGAAGGCUACAAUGGAACUAUCUUUGCUUAUGGGCAGACUGGAUGUGGAAAGUCGUUCAGUAUGCAGGGCAUCACAGACCCAGCCACACAGAGGGGUAUUAUACCCAGAGCAUUUGAGCACAUCUUUGAGAACAUUCAGGUUGCAGAGGGCUUGAAGUACUUGGUGCGGGCCUCCUAUCUAGAGAUCUACAAUGAAGAGAUUCGUGAUCUUCUUGGAAAGGACGCCAAGGCUCGUCUGGAACUCAAAGAACAUCCAGAUAAGGGUGUCUAUGUCAAAGAACUGACCAUGCAUAUCGUGCACAACAGGCGUGAGUGUGAACAGAUCAUGGAGCUUGGGUGGAAGAACCGUUCCACGGGUGCUACAUUGAUGAAUGCAGACUCGUCGCGUUCACAUUCCAUCUUCACCAUCCACAUAGAGAUGUGCGAGGUGGACGAUACUGGAGAGGAUCACAUCCGAGCCGGCAAACUCAAUCUGGUUGAUUUGGCCGGUAGCGAGAGGCAGGGCAAAACAGGCGCAACUGGAGACAGACUCAAGGAAGCGACAAAGAUCAACCUGUCGCUCUCUGCCCUGGGAAACGUCAUUUCAGCCCUGGUGGACGGCAAGUCUAAACACAUCCCCUACCGUGACUCCAAGCUCACACGUCUACUCCAGGACUCCCUCGGUGGUAACACCAAAACCCUCAUGGUCGCCUGCCUCUCGCCCGCCGACAACAACUAUGACGAGACCCUGUCGACGCUCCGGUACGCCAACCGUGCCAAGAACAUCAAGAACAAGCCCAAGAUCAACGAGGAUCCAAAGGACGCCCUCUUGAGGCAGUACCAGGAGGAGAUCAAGACGCUCAAGCAGAUGCUCAUGGGGGAGAUCCCCAUUCCUCCAGGUGGUUUUCCAGGCAUGGAGAUGAUGGCUGGUGCUUUGGGUGGGGCCCUGUCCAAGCCCCUCGCCCUGCCCCCUCCCCAGUCGGCAGAGGCCGCCCCCGAAGCCACCCCCUCCCAGGAAAGCACCCCUGAAGACACUAAUAUCAUGAAGGAACAACUUCAAAAGGAUUAUCAAGCCGAGCUUGAGGAGAUGAAGGCCAUGUAUGAGGAGGAACAGGUGUCUAAGGCUAAGCUCCAGCAAGACAUGGACCAGCUCAAGUCUUUGUAUGAUAACAAGCUAGCCCAGGUCUCAGAACAAGGAGGCGAAGCAUCACCAACAGAAGCGGGUCAGAAGGUUAUCACACUAGAGAGAGUACAACCUCCUCAGGACGGGGAAGCUGCUGCUAAGCCAGAUGCUUCAGGCAAGCCAGUUGCGCAGGGAGAGCAGCCCCGUGUUGAAGGGGAGCCGUCUGUACCCCCUACCGAGGAUGAGGGUCCCUCUGCACCCCGGUCCUCUCCUAAGAUGCCCCGUAAGGACCAGGGAGGUGGAUUCCUAGAUCAGGAGGAGGCUAUGAAGAGGCUACAAGCCCUGGAGCAUGAGAUGGUCGGAGGAGAGAGAGCUACCGAUGAAGGGCUGAAGGAGAAGAGGAGGAAGAAGUUGAAGCACGCUGAGAUGAGGAAGCUAACCCUCGCUAAGGCCAUCGCUAAGAUGGAUGAUGAUGGCAUCAUGCUAAACAUCUAUAGCAGUAUCGAGGACGAGCUGAAGGCGAAGAAUGAGCUGCUCAAGAAAGAACAAGAAAAGUUGAGGGCAGCAGAUUGUGAAAUCAGUGACCUGAAUGCCGAGUUUGAGUUUGAGCGUAUCGACUACCUGGACACGAUACGUAAGCAGGAGAAACAGAUCACCAUGCUGCAACAGAUCCUUGAUAGAGUACAACCAUGUCUACGAAGAGACUGCAACUAUUACAAUCUGGAUAAGAUAAAAGGAGAAUGCUCUUGGGAUGAGGAAGAGGGUCGCUGGAAGCUCCCCGAUCUCGUGGUCGUACGAGAGAAACUCCCCACCACCACACACCCAGGGGGCGCCAGCAUGCCGGGCGGCAUCAUGCCCGGAGGUCGCCAACCUUUGACCCAGAGAGGUCAACCCGAAAGGUCAAUGCCAAAUAACAACCGACCUCAGGCCAAUGGGUACCCUAAUGCCAACGGGAUCGGUCCUAGUGCAUAUGACGAACCGGAGGAGGAUCGUUAUCUACAGAAAUUGAACCAGUCCAAUCAUGACUCUGCAAUAGAUUAUUUCAAACCUAAGAGGGCCAACAAGCUACUAAACAACUCUGAUUCCAACAGGACUUUGACCGCAGACCUUCCGAUGCGUGGCCCCUCCCCCAAUUUCCUCACCAACACUGACAUGGCCGCCGCGUCCGUCCACGGCCAGCUGGGCCCGGCUGACGUCCCCAUGAGACGCCCCAUGCGACUAGAGGCCCUCCCCACGGGCAAGCCCAAGAAGGGCAAGAAGAAGCACAACACACUGGAACCGCUUUAAGAAGGCAGACAGGGCGCCGCACUUGCACCCUAGAUGUUCUGGGGCAACUUUGGGGGUUGGUGGGGCAAGUGGACUGAGUGUUUUGCUGAGAGCAGAGAGGAUUUGCGGCUGAACUAGAUUCAUUUGAAAGAAUUACUAGUACAUGUGCAUGUAGAUUUUAAUGAUAGGAUUAUUUCUAUGCGUAUACUGUAUUUUCCCUUUGCUGUCAACACAAUUGUCUGUUUAAUAGUUGUACCCUGUGCCCACCAUAUAUACACCAUGUGUGCACCAUGAGUGCACCAUCUAUGUCCCCAUUGUGCACCAUGAGUGCACCACAAUUAUGACAACUGUCUGCUAUGUGUGCACCGGUGUGUACCAUGAAUACAUCUCAUGUGUACCAUGUGUGCAUCAUGCAUACGUCAUAUGUGUACCAUUCAUACACCGUGAAUACAUCAUGAGUGUACAAUGCAUACACCAUGACGUUACCCUUUGUGCUCUAAGGUUACAUCACAUAAGCACCACAAGUGCACCAGGUAGUCUAGACCUCAUUUUUGUUUCCAUCAGCCAGUAGAACAUGCUAUGACAUUUAAUUUGUACUAAUUGACAAAACAUAAACAAAAUUACAGAUGCUGAAAAAAGUCAUCUGAUUGGUUGUUCGCUGGUUAAAAACUUCUUUUACACAAUCAAUUUGAAAAUUGAUUCAACCCCAUUCUCUCAUAGCUGUCUAGAUGCCGUCUACGACAGUCCGACAAACAACGCUUUUUGCAUACCAAUCGAAAGUACUCAUUAAAGGUAACACAAAUGUUCACAUUGAUUGUGUAAAGGUAGUUUUCAACCAAAAUUACAGAUAGUUUCCCUAAGUCACAUAGUUAGUUGUCCAAGUGGGCUGCAAAAUUGCCAACAGAAAUUAGUAGAAGAGUGCAUCUUUGAACGACUACUAAAGCAGUGCACUUUAGCAAGGUGGCAUGAUU
This is a messenger RNA of Strongylocentrotus purpuratus (purple sea urchin), 3791 nucleotides long. RefSeq names its product kinesin-like protein KIF17. The record is from RefSeq and is a predicted model, not a curated record. Gene Ontology annotation, biological process: microtubule-based movement. The coding region runs from base 220 to 2841 and encodes 873 amino acids. The transcript has 17 exons. NCBI's taxonomy places the organism in Eukaryota, Metazoa, Echinodermata, Echinoidea, Camarodonta, Strongylocentrotidae. Gene Ontology annotation, molecular function: microtubule binding; ATP binding; microtubule motor activity.